UGCGAAAGGUGUACUUUAGGGGCACGCAGUGGUUAUUCGGUCUUUCGGUAGCCGACGAGGCAAAAGUGUACGCAUUCUAAUCUCUAUAGCAGACGGAUCGAUUCCUUGUCGCACAGUGCAUCGUUCGCAUUUAUGAUAUUCAAAUAACCUGCAUGAUAUUUCCGUCUUUAUAAAGAAGUGUUGAAAAGUUUCUUUGCUAAUUUCAAACGAAUCUCUGAAGUGAAAUGUUACAAGACUAUGGCGUUUCAAGUUAAAACAGUGAUAGUAGUUUUGUUUUUCACGCUUCGAGCCGGUACGCCUGCGCAUUUUCCCAACAUAUUACCAUUUUCUUCGUGGUUGCUGCAAAACCAAGAGGCUGAAGGGAACCCUGAUGGUGACGAGGUACAAGUUGUAUAUUUGCCGAAGCCGGUGCCUCGAGAAGCAUUAUCAUCGUCGGAUUCAUCACAGGAUGCAGUUCCUUUUCCCUACAGCUUUAAAGCAUUCGGAAGAAAUUUCGACCUGCAAUUAGUUCCGAACAGGCGGCUGGUGUCACCGCAAUUCCGCGUGUGGUCAGAGCGGGGUGAGGAGGAGCCGCUGUCGGAUGUGGACGCAAACUGUCAUUUCCUGCACUCCGGCCCUGGCACCGUCGCUGCGAUCUCUGCGUGCAAGGAUCAUGCUUUUCACGGCCUCAUCGUAACCGAGAACUCAACAUACGAAGUGCGUCCACUAUCGAGAGGCGCGGGGCGCGCAGAGGCCGCACGGCAAGGACGCAGCGCGCACAUCAUUCGCCGCGCGACGCCGCCGCCGCUGACGCACGACGACGCCAGACCGCUGCGCCACAGCCCGCGGCGUCCACGCGUCCACCCGUCUAAGCCCGCCCCCUCGUCGUACACCAUUGAAAUAGCUUUAUUCCUUGACCAGUCCGCGUAUAAAAUCUUUCACCCUUACCACAACUACAAUGAAGGCGACCUUCGGGAUAUGUUGCUCGCCUACAUCAAUGGAGUGCAAGCUCUAUACCACCACCCAUCUUUGGGGACCCGUAUCCAGCUGUCACUGGUCCGCCUCACGCUGCUCCGGUCGCAACCCCGCGAGCUGCCAGCUCACGCGGAACGAGGCAGACUGCUCGACUCCUUCUGCGCGUACCAACGAUCCCUGAAUGUUGAGGAUGAUGAUGAUCCGCAACAUUGGGAUAUGGCUUUGCUGCUUUCUGGGCUAGACUUCUAUUCAGAGGAAGGCGGUCGUCGCAACGGAGUGACGAUGGGUCUGGCUCCCGUGGGGGGAGUGUGUCUCCCGGCACACGCCUGUGUUGUGUCCGAGUUCGGCACGACGGACACUUUGGGCCGACCCUACCCGUCCGCCGGCUUCACCUCCGUCUACAUACUCGCUCAUGAAAUUGGACACAACCUUGGCAUGCACCACGACGGUUCGGGCAACUCGUGUACUCGAGAGGGAUAUAUUAUGUCACCAUCCCGCGGCACAAAUGGUGAAGCCACUUGGUCACAUUGCAGCGCACGUGUCGUCGCUGAUUUGCAGUGGGCAACAUGUCUUUUUGAUAGUGAAGAUGACUUAGACACACCAAAUGAAUUGCAACAUGGUAAAUUCGGCGGAUAUCCAGGCGUUACUUGGGGAGCAAAGAAGCAAUGUGAGGUGCUGCUACGCGACAAAGAUGCAGUUCCCGUGGACGGAGGCAGCAAUCUGUGUGCACAGCUGACAUGCCGGACUCCACACCGUGCUGGCUUCUAUUACUCCGGACCGGCUUUACCUGGCACAUCCUGUGGAAAUGGAAAAUGGUGUGACGGCGGCGCGUGCCAGAGCACCGACCCCUCAUACAAGCCGAGCACGGUCCCCCCCGGCACGACCUGGAGCGCGUGGAGCUCGGGCGAGUGCCGGUCCGGCUGCACGCAGCGCGGUCGUGGCGCGCUCGAGCGGCGCCGCUCGUGCCCGCCCGCCGCGAGCUGUGAGGGCGCGUCCUAUGAUGUCGCGCUUUGUGAUGAUACUAAGGUAUGCGGCAAGAAAACGAGAGUAAGCGCAAACGACUUAGCUGCCAGAAAAUGUACUGAAUACGCUAGAAUACUUCCCGAGCUGGAUUCUCGAGGUGGAGGCUUGCAGGCUCCUCACGAUCCCACUCGUAUGUGGAUGGGCUGUGCUAUAUUCUGUCGACGUGCGGCCGGCGGCGGCUUCUACGCGCCGAGGGUUGAGCUAAACGACGCUGGACUCGACCCGUACUUCCCAGACGGCACCUGGUGCCACCAUGAUGGUUCUACGAAUUACUAUUGUCUUCAACACCAUUGUCUACCCGAGAAUUUCAAGAUGACUGCGCAGUAUCACAUUUGGGAGCUGCCAAGUGAAGACGUGGGAGGGCCGUUCAACGCGCGUGCGCGGGCGGCCCCCGACGAUGACGACGCCCUCGCAGCUCUACGAUCUUACCUUUCGUUAGAUGAUAAAGGAACUCCAUAUGCUCGUGCCGCUAUUCCACCCCAAAUGCCCGAAGAGCCAGAAGAUAAUUGGGAGGUUAUGGACUACGUAGACAUACCGCCAAAAAACAAUUCAUCAACAACUCAGAAUUAAUAUAUUCUAUGGGUACUACGCUAUUCCAGUGGUUUGCUGAACAUAAUUUUAAAUCUGUAUGUGCUUGUAAUAUUUAAUGACAUACAUAUAAGUGCGUUUUAAAAAUGUAGAGUCGUUAUUUUAAGCUUGGAUACUUUAUCGUUUUCGCAAUUCAAUCGAUCUUGCUGAAUUACAUAUUAUGUUUUCUUAUAGUAGUACGAAUUCAAUUUAAAAAUCACUAACUAGUAGUAGUAAUUAAUUUUAAAGAGUUUUUAGAGUAAAUUUGAUUUUAUGAUUUCGAUUGAAUGAUAUCUUACUGUCUUAAAAUUUUGUCUACCUAGGUACUUCUGUAGAAAUAUAAAAUUUAUUUUACAAUUAAUAAUAAUAUAAUUGUCAAAAAUACAACAAGUAUUUGUUCAUGUGCUAGUCAAUAUAAUAAUUAUAGCAUAUAAGUUUAUUUUAUUUUAAUUCUUAGAUUUAUAAAAUAAUAAA
Messenger RNA from Colias croceus (clouded yellow), 3018 nucleotides. Its product is annotated as A disintegrin and metalloproteinase with thrombospondin motifs adt-2-like. The record is from RefSeq and is a predicted model, not a curated record. Gene Ontology annotation, molecular function: metalloendopeptidase activity. Lineage: Eukaryota; Metazoa; Arthropoda; Insecta; Lepidoptera; Pieridae. Gene Ontology annotation, biological process: proteolysis. The transcript has 13 exons. Bases 238 to 2547 code for a protein of 769 amino acids.